CUAGAUAUUUAAAUUUUAUAUUGCUAUUUCUGAUUUUACGUUAAAACUCGUGUGGUAGGAUUGACAUAUAUACAUAUAUAUAAAAUUUUAUACGCUCGAUUUCUGUUCUUUCUAUUGCACAAACUCCACGAAGUUUCGGUGAUGUGAGUGAAAGAUGAAAAUUAUCUUACUUUUCCUAGGUCUACUGUGCCUUACACUGGCCGAUAAUGCGCCAAAUAAAAAGAAACUGCCGACCAAAAAGGCCUCAAAUACUCAAAAAAGAAGCAUCGCUCUGCUAACAGGAGAAUAUCACACCCAAUCCGAAUAUCCAGCCGAUGGUUUGAGCCUAAGUUUAGGCCAAGACCCUUGGUUUACGAACCCUAAACUAGGCUCAACGGAUUACGGGGACAGCUCCAACGAAUGGCUCGACAUUCCCGACUACAAAUCCAUCAUCACGACGAUCUACAAGGAAACUAAAGUACCAGUACCGAUCGAAAAACACGUGGGAGUACCGGAGUUGAAAACGGUACCGUAUCCAGUGUACGUGGGCGUACCGCAACCAUACCCGGUGGAAAAAGAGAUUCCCUACCCGGUGCACGUUCAAAAAAAAGUACCGAUUCUAAUCCACAAACCGGUACCGGUGGAAAAAAUAGUCAAAGUACCCGUCGAGGUGAAAGUAGACGCUCCUUAUCCUGUAGAAGUCAAACAUCCGGUACCGUAUCCCGUAUACAAAACCGUCAAAGUACCGUUUCUUGUCAAAGUACCCCAGCCGUACCCGGUCGUUAAAAAAGUUCCCGUACCGGUGAAGGUUCCCGUUCGCGUGCCGAAACCCUAUCCGGUGCACAAAAUCACGCCGGUACCGGUCAAAGUGCUGGUCGAUCGGCCCGUACCGGUACCCGUCGAACACCCCUAUCCGGUGCCGGUGGUAAAGAAAGUACCGGUACCCGUGGAGGUGCCCAAACCGUAUCCGGUCAAAGUGUUCGUCGAACGGCCGGUUCCCGUUAAAGUGGAGAAAGAAGUACAGGUGCCGGUGAAGGUGCUGGUACCGCAGCCGUACCCGGUUGAGAAAAUCGUUAAAAUACCGGUGGAGAAGAAGGUUCCCUAUCCGGUGCAAGUGAAGAUAGAACGGCCCGUACCUUACGAAGUAAUCAAACGGGUACCGUACAUAGUUUUCAAGAAGGUACCGGUGCCGGUGGAGGAAUUCGUGGGAGUGCCGGUGAAAAAGGAGAAGGAAGAGAUCGAGGAGAAGAAGUGGGAUUGGAAGUGGUAGAUUUUGUUACGGAGAAAAUAGCUAUAAAAAGAAAGUUUAAAUAAAAUUUAACUGUAUAACAGAAAUUUUCGAUAGUGCAGAUAAUAUUGGCGUUUUCUUUUUUUUAAUUAUUUUGAAAAUUUAAUUGCGCUAAUAAGAGUGCGGGAAAAUUUAUAAUUUUUGAUAAUUAUGUGCGUUUUAUUGAGUAUCGAUAUUGUUAAACAAUUUUUACAAAACAAUUUGUACUAAUAUAAAGUCUUUGUUAAAAGUAAAGCAAAAUUGACUAAUAAAUUUUUUAAUACCUAUCUACUCGUAUUUUUGACUAAUUUGACUACAUUAUAACUACACUAAUAUACAAAAAGAAAUAAGUUUUGAUCGAUUUUUG
Messenger RNA from Phyllotreta striolata, 1613 nucleotides. NCBI's taxonomy places the organism in Eukaryota, Metazoa, Arthropoda, Insecta, Coleoptera, Chrysomelidae. The record is from the annotation of a GenBank genome assembly.